AUGAUAGAGCUUGCUCUGUCUCUGUAUCUUUUCUUCUCAGUUAAAUAUGUCAAUUCUGUUUAUUCUCCUCCGACAAGUGAACAGUUUCAAAGUUGCUUGUCGUCAAAUCACUGCAAUUCAACAUUCAAAAGCCCUAUAAAUCUCGCCAAGGUCCACACACCAGAUUCAAGAAUCUACACUGACUUUUCCGAAUCCUCCUCAUCCCUAAAUUCAAGUUUCUUCAGUUUGAAUUUCACAAGCCUGAAACCGAUUCUUACCCUCAAACCGAAAUCCGAAACGGAAAUUAAAAAAGCAAUCCUAUGCAGCAAGAAACUUGGAGUGCAAGUAAGAACCCUGAGUGGUGGCCACGACUACGAAGGUCUCUCUUACCUCUCACAGUCUCCCUUCAUAAUCAUCGACCUCGUCAACCUCAGAUCGAUCAACAUCAACCUCAAAGACGACACAGCUUGGAUCCAAUCCGGAGCAACACUCGGCGAACUCUAUUACAAGAUCGCUAAAGCCAGCAAGAUCCUUGCCUUCUCCGCAGGGAUAUGUCCGAGUGUUGGAGUUGGUGGCCAUAUAAGCGGCGGUGGAUUCGGCACAAUAAUGAGAAAACACGGUUUAGCGUCUGAUAACGUCGUGGACGCGCAUUUGAUGGACGUAAACGGGAUAAUCCGCGACCGGAAAGCAAUGGGAGAGGAUUUGUUUUGGGCGCUUAGAGGCGGUGGAGCAGCGAGUUUUGGCGUUGUCUUGUCGUGGAAGGUAAAGCUUGUUAGGGUUCCUGAAAAGGUAACUUGCUUCAUAAGUCAGCAUCCGAUGGGAGAAAGCAUGAACAAGCUUGUUCAUCGAUGGCAAUUCAUAGGAGCAGAGCUAGACCAAGACUUAUUCAUCAGAGUCAUUAUCGACAACAGUCAAGAAGGGAAUCAAAGAAAGGUCAAAACAACUUUCCAAGCUCUGUUCCUUGGAGGGAUCGAUAGACUGAUUCCUCUGAUGAACAAGAAGUUUCCAGAAAUCGGAUUACGAGCUCAAGACUGCUCAGAAAUGAGCUGGAUCGAGUCGAUAAUGUUCUUCAACUGGAAGUCAGGACAACCGUUGGAGACCAUGCUCGACAGAGACCAGAGGUACGAGGAUCUUUACUUCAAAGCCAAAUCAGAUUUCGUUCAAAAACCAGUUCCAGAGAACGUUUUCGGAGAAGUCACCAAAAGGUUUCUCGAGAAAGAAACUCCACUGAUGAUCUUAGAGCCGCUCGGUGGGAAGAUCAGCGAGGUUUCAGAGACAGAGUCUCCAUAUCCACACAGGAGAGGGAAUCUUUACAAUAUACAGUAUAUGGUGAAGUGGAAAGUGAAUGAAGUCGAGGAGAUGAACAAGCAUGUGAGGUGGAUGAGAUCUCUUUACGAUUACAUGAGCCCUUACGUUUCUUCAUCGCCGAGAGGAGCUUAUCUGAAUUACAGAGAUCUUGAUUUGGGGACGACCAAAGGGAUCAACACGAGCUUCGAAGAUGCACAGGAAUGGGGUGAGAGAUACUUCAGAGGUAAUUUCAAGAAAUUGGGUUUGGUUAAAGGGAAGAUUGAUCCUACGAAUUUCUUCAGGAACGAACAGAGUAUUCCUCCUCUGUUUUGA
Microthlaspi erraticum is the source of this 1599-nucleotide messenger RNA. The record is from the annotation of a GenBank genome assembly. Lineage: Eukaryota; Viridiplantae; Streptophyta; Magnoliopsida; Brassicales; Brassicaceae.